Fopius arisanus is the source of this 1451-nucleotide messenger RNA. RefSeq names its product EF-hand calcium-binding domain-containing protein 1. The record is from RefSeq and is a predicted model, not a curated record. Bases 34 to 699 code for a protein of 221 amino acids. The transcript has 5 exons. Lineage: Eukaryota; Metazoa; Arthropoda; Insecta; Hymenoptera; Braconidae. Gene Ontology annotation, molecular function: kinase binding; calcium ion binding. Gene Ontology annotation, biological process: calcium-mediated signaling.
AUUUCAAUAUUUUAGUGAUUUCGUAUAUUCAAAAUGCCCAAACAACAGCCCAUUGAUUUGCUGAAUGACUCGUCGCAGGAGGCUGUCUUCAUCAGGAAGAAUAGAGUUCUCUUCAAGAAAUUGGCGAAGACGACGCAUUUCAAUCUACAGGAAGUUGAACAACUGGCGGUUUUGCACAAAAAAAUUCGUCAGGCGAUGGGUCCAGUAACGAUAUCAGUCUUCCGGGACAUAAUGCACUCAGGAUUGGACUACACCGAGAACAUCCGACACUUGUUGAUAGACAGAGUUUUUUCAGUCAUUGACACCCGCACUGUAUUGCAAUUACCCGCAGACCAGUGGAUCGAGGGUCUGUCCAUAAUUCUUCGAGGUACCCUAGAUGAGCGCAUCAAAUUUGCGUACGCAGUUUACGAUCAGAUGCGAACAAACCGAAUAAAAAAAGAGCAGGUGUUUCCGAUGAUGAGAGGCUGCCUGAUCAAGCUGGAGAGCGAAGAGGAUCCGGAUGAAUCAGUCCGGGAUCUGAUAGAGAUGAUGCUGAAGACACUGGACGUUGAUCGUGAUGGGAGAGUCGAUGAAGAGGAGUUCAAGAUUAUUGUCAAGAGGGAUCCACUGUUUUUGGAGUGCAUGGGACCGGUAUUUCCUUCUAGGGAAGCCCAGCAUGCCUUUUUAACGACGUUUACCCAUCGAUUGGGGGAUUUAUGAAGAGAUAAAUAUACAGAGGAGCAUUCAGGGACUGUGUAUUCCCCAGUCAAUGGAGUAUUCACACCGUUGAGCAAGGCGUCGGUUGGUAUGGAGAGAAAUUUGAUUGCGUCUUAUUAAAUCGCAUUUUCAAUAAACGAUUUAAUAUCCCUUGAUCAUCGAUUUGGUCUCCCCCUCACCUCGGGCUGAGAAUCGCGUGACUGGUCGGGGCAUCGCGAGAAUAUUUUGUGGCACUCGGGCAUCAGAUGUGACAGGAUGAGUUAAAAUCGUUGAGAGAAACAAGUCAUUGUUGAGACGAGAAUGCGCCUUUCUGGAACACAAGGGUGGGAUGUUAUUCUGGAUUUUAACGAGCUCCAGUAUUCUGGGGGAUUUACAAUUGAUGAGGGAUUGUGAAGCAACGGACGAUGAGGAAUGGAAAGCAGGAAAAUAACUGAUAUGUGAAGAUUUAUUGUUGAACCAUAAACCAUUAAAUAAAACAUGAAUCAAUGAUUUUCAAUGGAUUUCAAAGAUUUCCGGUUAGUGGACAAAAUCUGCAUUUCGUUUCACUCAAUAUUGCGAAAAAUUCACUCACAAUAAUUCCACUGAUAUCGAUUCCCCUUUAAAUUUAUUUCAACCGCACGAUUGAAAAUUGAAAUUCUCUUCUAAAUUCAGUGCACAAAGGCCGUAACAUUGUUAAGCCCAUAUCCAUGUUUAACCGGAAGUCUGAAAAAUUCAUGCCGAGAAUAAGAAUAGCCUUAUCCGGCACUGAAAUCAUU